Messenger RNA from Cyphellophora attinorum, 1032 nucleotides. RefSeq names its product Enoyl LovC. The coding region runs from base 1 to 1032 and encodes 343 amino acids. Lineage: Eukaryota; Fungi; Ascomycota; Eurotiomycetes; Chaetothyriales; Cyphellophoraceae. The record is from RefSeq and is a predicted model, not a curated record. Gene Ontology annotation, molecular function: oxidoreductase activity, acting on NAD(P)H. The transcript has 2 exons.
AUGGCUGAAUCAUACGCUCAGCUCCAGGUUCCUCACCUUCGAGGCAAACAACAAGUCGCCUGCGUUCCGAGACCAGAGCUUGCAGCUGACGAAGUCCUCAUCCACCAACGCGCUGCUGGUCUCAACGGACUCGACAAGAAGCAGCGUGACUUGGGUAUCCUUGUCCAAAGCUGGCCUCAUGUGCUUGGUGUUGAAGGUGCGGGCGUCAUCGCCUCGGUCGGCUCUGGCGUCAAGAGCCUGCAGGUUGGCGAUGAGGUGAUGGCUUUGCAAGGCGGCCGAUCGCAUGGCGAGCCCUGGGGCGGUGCUUUUCAGGAGUAUGUCGUGGUGCCGGCAAAAUAUGCGGCGAAGAAGCCAGAGAGUAUCAGUUUUGAGGAGGCUGCUUCCCUUCCCGUUUGCUACAUCACCGCUGUCGUCGCACUCUAUGACGGCCUCCGUAUACCGCUGCCAUUUAUUCCCAACACCUCGGUUGCUGACCUUAAGAUCCCCAAAUCGAUCCUCAUCCUUGGCGGCGCUUCUUCAACCGGUGCACAUGCGAUUCAGCUUCUCCGCCUGGCAGAUCCAGGAAUCCCAAUCUAUACGACCGCCUCCACCAAGCAUCACACCCAUCUCAUCUCCCUCGGCGCCACGGCCGCAUUUGACUACAUGUCCCCGAGCCUGGUCAGCGACGUUCUCAACGCCACCUCUGACGGACAAGGCGUCGACAUCGUUCUCGACUGCGUCGCUUCCGCUCUCUGGCAACGAGAUAUCUUCGACACUCUUCAUCCGGAUCAGUCGAAGUUGUAUGCGGCGAUUGUGACCGGUAAGGAGAUCGGAGUGCCGGAUGGCGUGACGAAGAAGAUGGUGAGUGGUUGGGCGAUCACGUCUGUCGCAGGCGGAGAUAGUAUUAUGGCGGCUUUGACGGAGCUGAUGGAAAACGGGAGGUAUAGGAUGCCACUGCCGGUUCGAGUUGUGGGCAAAGGGCUCCUGGAGAUUGAUGCGGCGGUCGAUCGGGUGGACAAAGCGAGCGGGGAGAAGUUCGUCGUAGUGUUGUAA